AUGUAUAGACUGAUGAAUGAAGUAACAAAUGAAAACAGUAAUAGCAGAUCAUCAUCUGAUAAUCAAUCUAUUAGUGGUGAUGAAUAUUCAGUUGAAAAACAUAAUACAAAUCGAAUUCGAUCUAGUAUGAAAUCUUCUACUGAAGGAACACUUGGCGGAAAAUCAAUACAACAAAUUAAUAAUAAUACAUCAAAUACAAAACAAAGUUCAUCAACUUCACCCUAUGAUAGACGACCUUUUCCAUUUGGACAAUGUCGAGUUUGUACAGAUAAAGCAACUGGUGCUCAUUAUGGUGUGCCAACAUGUGAAGGAUGUAAAGGAUUUUUUAAACGAAGUAUACUACGCAAAGAAAAAUAUCGAUGUUAUUUUGGUGAUGGAUGUGUGAUAAAUACUGAUAAUCGUAAUCGCUGUAAAUCAUGUCGUUUUCAAAAAUGUCUAAAAGAAGGAAUGUCAGUUGAAGGUGUACGAAUGGGUCGUAUUCCAAAAUUAGUUAAAGAAAAAGCGUUAGCUGAACAUCGUUUAUCAUCAUCUAGUAUUGAAAAUGAAGAUCCAAGUUCA
Molecule: messenger RNA, 558 nt
Organism: Adineta steineri
Lineage: Eukaryota; Metazoa; Rotifera; Eurotatoria; Adinetida; Adinetidae
Source: the annotation of a GenBank genome assembly